AAAUAAAGCAUGAGUAGAUCAGUGUAUAAGCUCAGCUGUAACUAUCAUGGAUAAACGUAUGAUAAACAAAGGGGGAAAGUUCUUAGAAUGCCCCAUCCUAACCGCGGCGGCAACGCCCCUGGCCCCUCGCGUGGAGUGCUCCGUCUUCGGCUGCCGCAGCUCUGAGCGAGACCAGGUCAGCUUCCACCCGCUGCCACAAGAUCCUGACAGAUGCAGCCAAUGGCUGAAGCUCAUCAACAGACAAGACCUCGCCGACAAGCUUCGCUCCGGGCAACACGCCGUGGUGUGCUCCAUACAUUUUCUACCUGAACAAAUUGUGAACGGGGUAUUGGUUCAGAACGCUCUACCGUCCCUGCUACUGCCUACAACGAAACAUCAGUUCGUAGUAGACGGUAUGUAUUAA
Cydia amplana is the source of this 403-nucleotide messenger RNA. RefSeq names its product 52 kDa repressor of the inhibitor of the protein kinase-like. Lineage: Eukaryota; Metazoa; Arthropoda; Insecta; Lepidoptera; Tortricidae. The transcript has 3 exons. The coding region runs from base 47 to 403 and encodes 118 amino acids. The record is from RefSeq and is a predicted model, not a curated record.